Phaeoacremonium minimum UCRPA7 is the source of this 1248-nucleotide messenger RNA. Its product is annotated as putative hda1 complex protein. The transcript is spliced from 4 exons. Bases 1 to 1248 code for a protein of 415 amino acids. The record is from RefSeq and is a predicted model, not a curated record. Lineage: Eukaryota; Fungi; Ascomycota; Sordariomycetes; Togniniales; Togniniaceae.
AUGGAUCCAUUAGAGAGGAAGAAUGCUAUGAUCAAGGAUCCCACCGCAGAUGUCUUCUAUGAACAGCAAACAAUCCCUGAUGAGGUGUUUGAAGUGUAUAUGAGCUCGCAAGCUCAGGCUCGAGCAACACAAAGAUCCCCCGUCCCCCCUGAUGUCGACUCGGACCGGUCCACGAGCCGAAAGCGACAAUUGGACGAUGUUGGCAGCGGCACAGGUACCCCGAAACGUGUGAGGGUGGCAGAUAGCCUUCGACAGAGUAUCGAGCCAAAGUCCCAAAUAAGUGAUGUAUUGAGAGAACUUCUGGGCAACCAUGUCACCUUGAAUGGAGGCACCGCCGAGGUACCUAUCGAGCGCCUCGAGUUUCUCGCUGCAAAGAUUACGGACCUCGAGUACAGAUUGAAGCAGAAGAUAAGCGUUGAAGAGGCGAUUCGUGAAGAACUUAAGAGCCUUUCAACUCAGCUCCAUGGCUAUCAACGGACAAUCAAGAAGGUGCAGCCCAAAUACAUGGAAGCUCUUCGUGAUCGCGGCAUCUUCGAGGUUCAGCGUGACACCGCCGUAGCAGACGCAAAUCACAUGAAGACGCAGGUGGAGAACAGCAAGGCGACUGUUGCGAAACUCAAAGAGGAGAAGAAGGAACUGGAGACAAAGUUGGCCGAGGCUACAGCGGCACUCGCGAAUUCAAGCGUGCCUGAAAUCGCCAGACUCGCACGAGCUGAAGACGAGUUGAAAGCAGAGCAGAAGAAAGUCCAGUCUCUAGAAAAGAAACUGGCAAGCCUACAGAGAGACACGGAUUAUGUGCGCGAAGCAUAUCAAGAGGCUUCGAAUAAAGGGGCAGACCUGGGUAAUGAAAACUCGCAGUUAUCUUCUAGGGUCAAAGAGCUUGAGCAACAGGCGUCUGAGAACCUGAUCAAGAUCCAUCAAAUUAAUGCCCAGGUGGAGAGCUCAGGCUUCCGCCAGUUGUGGGAGGAUGAGCAGGCGAUCCGCCGUCACAGGGAGGCAGAACUCGAGCGCAUACGGGAAGAGCUGCGAGUAUUGAGGAACGGCCGCCGGGAGACUCGCCAGGCUAGCGUCCCCAGAAGCCCUCGGCUGGGUAUGAUGAGCCCGAGGAACGGUCGUGGCGCCGGACCUGGAAGCCGGGGCACGAGCCCGGCGCCGGCGGGCAAUUUUGAUCCUGUCGGCCCGAUGCCAGGCAUGACCUACUUCAACCAACCAGCUGGUAACGGUCGAUUUAGUCAUCUGAGAGAGUGA